This is a messenger RNA of Alligator sinensis (Chinese alligator), 2724 nucleotides long. Its product is annotated as major facilitator superfamily domain-containing protein 1-like. Gene Ontology annotation, biological process: transmembrane transport. The transcript is spliced from 14 exons. The record is from RefSeq and is a predicted model, not a curated record. Gene Ontology annotation, molecular function: transmembrane transporter activity. Bases 153 to 1670 code for a protein of 505 amino acids. NCBI's taxonomy places the organism in Eukaryota, Metazoa, Chordata, Crocodylia, Alligatoridae.
CCCAGCCCGGGGGGGCCCUCUCGACUGAGGAAUCCCAGUCACGGAAAGCUGCUUGUCGAUGCAGGGGGAGCCCAAGAUCAGGCUUGCCCCACACAGCAGUAAGGCAGGAUGGGAUCUAAUGCAAUCCUAUCCUCACGUGUCCUGUCGCACACAUGUGGCCUGGCUGGAGACAUGACUCUGUGCUCCAUAUCCUGCGUUUAAGCAUCAGUAGAACUUACAAGAUGUGUAUUCCCAGACUGCUUAAAGCCUCUUACUACAGGUUCGUAGUGCUUUUCUUCAACUGCCUCUUGACCUUUGGCUCUUAUUUCUGCUUUGAUAUUCCCAGUGUCCUGCAAGAGCAAUUCCAAGGGAACCUAACUUGCCCCAAUGGAACCCAACAUAACGGCACUGGACAUAAUGGUACGUUGGACUGUGUGGAAGGCCUGGGGAUGACACCUGCACAGUACAACUUGCUGUAUGCAAUCUAUGCCUGGACUAAUGCAUUGGUGGUGGUUGUAGCUGGAUUCCUGAUUGACAAACUGGGAAAUCGCUUUGGCGUCUUUGUCUUCUCUCUUCUAACUGUCCUGGGAUCCUCCAUCUUUGCUCUGGGCUCUCACUUCAAGGGAACACCCUAUCUCUUGCCAAUGAUGCUGACAGGACGACUACUGUUUGGAUCUGGGAAUGGGUCACUUACCAUUGUGCAGAAUCGCAUCACGGCCUUCUGGUUUAAGGGGAAGGAACUGGCCUUGGCAUUUGGUUUGACCCUGUCUUUCUCUCGGCUGGGGAGUGUACUCAACUUCUUCUUCACCCAGCAGUUUGAGAGCCACUUUGGUAUCCAGUGGACACUCUGGGGAGGUACUUUGCUGUGUGCGCUUGGAUUUAUUUCGGCCAUCACAGUCAGCAUGCUGGACAAAGUGGGAAUGAAGCAGCUUGGAUUGGAUGGGGUUAUCCAGCAAGAGUCCAAAAAAGUGCGGGUUCAGGAUGUCCGUCGACUGCCACUUCGCUACUGGCUUCUGGUUCUCACCAUCAUGUUCUUUUACAAUGGGGUCUUCCCAUUUGUGGCAGAUGCCAGCAAGUUUAUCCAGGAUAAGUAUUCUGGCUACAGUCAGCAGGCAGCCGCUUACAUUGCUGGAGCAGUAUAUGACAGUUCUCUUGUUCUCUCUGCAGCAGUUGGCAUAUUAAUUGACUAUGUUGGAUUGAGAGGUGUGUUUGCAGUUGGCUGUGCUGUGCUGACUUUGCCAGUCUUUGCUCUCCUGGCAUUCACAUUUGUUCCUCCACUUGUCUCUACCAUAUGGCUGGGGAUCACUUACUCCUUUGCUGCUGCUAGUAUGUGGCCAUCCAUACCCCUUGUGGUACCCCAGGCCACUCUAGGAACAGCUAUGGGGCUUGCGACCUCUGUGCAGAUGAUUGGAAUUGGCCUCUCAAACUUGAUUGUUGGACACAUUCUGGGAACAAAGUCUAGUGAACUUAAGAUCCCACUGUGGCGCUGGCAGCAGAUGAUGAUUUUUAUGCUGGCAAACACCAUUGUAUGUAUUGUCACCUCUGUUAGCCUUAAUGUGGUGGACAGGAAGCAGGGGGGCACAUUGAACAGAACAACAAAACGAUCGCCUGUGGAACAUGAGGACCGGCAACCUGCAGAUGCAGCGCCAUUGCUCAGCGAUGAACCAGGAAAUGACGGGUCUGUCAACUAGGAAGUCUUGGUCAACCCCGAGUCUGAACACACACUACCAGAGCGCAAGAGCUGAUGACUGGUUGCUAGACACAGCAUCAGACUUUGCCAUUUGACAUUGUUUUUAAGCAGCACAUCUAAAAGUAUUUCAACAUUUUUUUAAGGGAAACUUUAAUUCUGCUUGAAGAUGGUGGAUGAAGGGAAUUAUUUACUUAUAGGGAACUAGCAGCUUCCCCUUCAUGUGGAACACAGGCAGAGCACGUUGGCCAUAUAGUGCUUAAGCAAGGAAGUGACCUCUUCCCAGGCAUAGAGGUCCAUGUGGUGCUUCUUUUUAAAAAUUAACUACACUGCAGUGAGUUAACUUAAUUCAUCUUAAUUUUGUUACAAGCUAGUAUUUCCACACUGCUUGUUAAUCUUAAAUUAAGGGAUGUCAAAUGCAUUUCACUGAACUUCCCUCUGUUCUUUCACAGCAAGCAUCUUGCAGCAGCAUUUGCUUACUAAAUGAGAUUAGCCUUCCAUUUCAGUAACUAGAAUGAUGCUGUGCUUCCUCCAACUAGGUAAGCUUACAAGUAAAACUGCCACUGCAUUAAGCAGAGUACAGCGAGUAACUAAAUCUCACUAUAAAUUGGCAAGGCCUGAUGGGGCGGAAAAUGGGCCAAAUUUUGAAUUGCCUUGCUACCUGAUACUCUCCCAAGCUGUGACUGCUCAGAUGCCCUCAAAAAGUAUGAAACUGAUCCAAGACAGUAAGUAAAAAUAUAUGUAACCUAAUCCUCUGAAUCAAAUGCUUCCACUAGUUAGUGCUAAUAUGUAUUGAUCUCUGGCUUCUAGAGCCGAGUAAAACUACCAGUCUUUCUGUGCAACCUCUUGAAUGUGAUGGGUUAACAAUGAAGUAAUAAUCACAUUUUUAAAAAGAGGAGAGAGCAAAUGAAGGAAAACAAUGCCAAAAGCAGAGGGUAGGGAAAGCCUUUGGGGAAUCAUUAAGCAGUGGCAGAAUACAAAUAUUUUGGAGUGAAACUAAUUUUUUGUAUAUGAGAACAGGUUGCAGUGACAAGUACAAUAAAGUAAUGUCUUCCUAA